CAUGCCUUCAGCUUACCUACAUCUCCAACCUGUCUGGCCACUUUCAACCUACGAAAAUAUAAAAAAGAAAGUCUUUCGUUUAAAGUUCAUGAAUUAGGUUUAUUUUUGUCUUAAAUCUUUUUUUUUUUAAUCUCAGUGUCCCCGAUUAUGCUGAGUUAUUAACUGUUAUUAAUAACAUAUUCAGAGCAUUAAGCUAUUAUUAUUUACUAAAUAAUCACUAUUAAAUGCGCAAUUACGAAUGAUAGAUCAAUUGUCUGAAUGUGUAGUUUUAUAAGAGAAAAAGUUUUAAUUUUUUUUAUACACUCGACGCGUGCCAGUCGUUAUUUGUACCGUUAAUUCACAGCUAUUAUACUUAGGUUAUCCUGUUUGAUUCUAGUGCAACAAAAGAUUAUUCAGUUGUUUUGAGAUAAUUAUUGCAUGGCUAUGAUUAUGGUUAAAUUGCCAUAAAAAUGAAAAUAAAAAGAAAAAGUUUAAAUGUCGUUUAUUUUUAAAAUUUCAUUAUUUGUAUUAGGAUGCAAUAUUAUCAAUAAAUUAAGAACAAAAAAAAGAUGUUAAGUUAUGAAAAUUAAUUGACGCCUACAUAUUUUUCACGGUCAAUAUCUUCACACAAGUUCGCAAUGAUGAUCAAACCGUCAAUUAUAUUAUAUAAUUAUAGCAGAUUACUUUUAAUGAAUUAUAUGAGCAUAAGGGUUUCGAAACGUCUACUACUCAGUCUACAUUCAGAUAGCAAGUCUUCAGAAUCAUGGAGACAAAAGGCUCGAUAAGAAACACGUGGAAGAAAUGUAAAGACUCAAGUUUCUGUAACAGUUUUCACUUUGAACAAAUAUUUUACCGUAUAGGAUUAAGUAUAGGAAACAAACCUUGGCUAUGGUUAAUAGCUUCUUUAUGCAUAAGUGGUGCCUGUGGUCCUGGACUAUUUUUUUGGAAAGAAGGAGUUGAUGAUGUUGAGCUGUACAUUCCGGAAAAUUCUGUAGUGCGCUCUGAUGCAAUGUGGGUUAAAGAAAAUUUUAAAAAUGACCUAAAAUAUGAGAGUAUUAUUAUAACUGCACCAAAUGUUCUAGAGCCUGAAGUACUUUAUGCGAUAGAUGAAAUUGAAAAUAGUAUUGAAAAUAUCAUUGUAAAUAAUCAAACAUGGCAUGAUGUUUGUGCUGGAUAUCUUACAUGGUUUCAAAAUGAUAAUUCUAUUGAUAAAGAAGAUUUUCCUAAUGAAGGACUUGUAGCUUUAAAAAGUAUAAUGCCUGAAAAAAGUUGUAUUUAUCAAUCAAUAUUAAAACUUUGGAAGGUAAAUGGAGUUGACAUUAGUAGUUUGACAAAAGAAAGAAUACUGGAUGAUAUAACGACAGCACUGAAAGCCAGAGAUAAAGGAAAUUUAUUAACAGACAUUGCACCGUUACUCUCACGGAUAGAGAGCGAUAAAAAUACCGGAAAAGUAAUUGGUGCUAAAGCAAUAUUAUUAAACUGGAUGUUGAAAAAAUCGAAUCAGCAUUCUCCAGAUUGGGAACUAGAAUUUAUCAAAAGAGCACUAUUUUCGAAUUAUUCCUUACCAGAAGGCGUAAAAAUUUAUGCCAUCACCUCACGAAGUUUCAAAGACGUCUUAUUUCAAGUUUUACACAAUAAUUUUGCUAUUUUAUUUUGUGGUUUGGCACUGAUCAUUGUUUACGUUAUGAUAAUGAUAGGAAAAUGCAAUCAAGUUCAACAAAGAAUUUACCUCUCUUUGAUGGGAGUAUCUGUUGUUGGUCAAGCAAUUUUAUCGUCUUACGGUGUUUGUUUUUACAUGGGUUAUUCUUAUGGUCCCAUUCAUCCUGUUCUUCCAUUUUUACUUCUUGGCAUUGGAGUUGAUGACAUGUUUGUAAUCAUCCAAAGCUUAGAGAGUCUUACACAAACUAAAAAAAAAUUAAAAGUUCCUGAACGUAUUGCACAAACACUUCAACAGUCAGGAAUGUCGAUAGCAAUUACAUCUUUGACAAAUAUAGUAGCAUUUGCUAUUGGAAUCACCACUGUUAUGCCUUUUCUAGAAUCAUUUUGCGCAUUUGCAACCAUGGGAAUAUUUUUUUUAUUUAUUUUUGAGAUAAUGUUCUUCAUAAGUUGUCUGGUAUUAGAUGAAAGAAGAUUGGAAUUAGCAAAAGAUGGAUGUUGUUGUCAAUCAAAACCUAAUUGGAAGCCUAAUACAUGUAGCCAACGUAAUUUACAACAUGAUGUUUUUAUAAAAAUUAUUGGUCCAAUCGCUAUGAAACCAAAGAUAAAAAUUUUCAUCAUAUUGUUGACGAUCUUUCUGUUUGGUAUUAAUAUUUGGGGAGUAUAUAAUUUGGAAAGCAAUUAUGAUCCAUUAAUGUACUUAAAUAAAGAGUCUUAUCCUCUGCAAUUUAGUGAGAAACUAAUUGAAUAUUUUCCAAGAUACGGAAAAUUAGCUAAUAUUUAUUUAGCUGGUGUAGAUUACUACGAAGAUAGAGAAGCACUUUCACAAUUAUUUCAAGAACUCAGUCAAAAUCCUUAUAUUAAUAACAAAACUUUGAAUCCUUGGUUUAUUGCUUAUGACAAAUGGCUAAUUAACACUACAAAAGAUAUUGAUAGAGAUGAAUACUUUGGAUCUCUAUCAGAAUUUUUAUUAACUAGAAAAGGACAAUCUUAUGUUAAAGAUAUAAAAUUUAAUCGAUUACCAAUAGUUGAUUACAAUAUUACGACUUCAAAAAUUCAAAUACAGCAUGUCCAUAUGAACACAACGACUGAUCAAGUUAAAGCAAUGAGAAUGAUUCGAGAGAUUAUGAAAUCAAUUAAUUUUACCCAAGGCAUUGAACAUUUUGCUAUUUUUUCACAAGAUUAUAUAUCAUGGACAGCAAAUCAGAUUAUUGGAGGAGAGUUGAUACGAAAUUUAUGCCUAGAAAUUUUUGCUAUUGGUUUGGUGUCUAUUUUGGUACUACGUGAUUUGAAAGUAUCUAUAUGGGUGAUAUGCUGUGUUCUACUUACAUUAGUGGAUUUAUUAGGGUCUAUGCAUUAUUUAGGAUUGACUAUUGAAAUUUCUACCAGUAUUAUUAUUCUUUUGUGCGCUGGAUUAUCUGUUGAUUAUGCAGCUCAUGUAGGACUUGAAUUUACUCUGCUCAAAGGAACGAAAAAUGAAAGAUCCAUCACUACGCUAGGAAUCAUAGGUCCUGCUGUGUUUAAUGGUGGUUUCAGUACUUUUUUAGCAUUUGUUCUACUUGCUACAAGUAAAGCAUACUUAUUUAGUACUUUUUUUAAACUUUUUACAUUAGUUGUGAUGUAUGGUCUAUUCCAUGGUUUAUUAUUUUUGCCAGUCGUGUUGAGCAUAUUUGGACCAAACAAUAAAAAUGAACUUGAAGUUAAAAUUGAUAGUAUGUCUUGGGAUCCUAAAGACUCAAACAAACUUUCUACAAUUCCACUCUAAAUGAAAAAAAAAAAAUAAAAA
Chelonus insularis is the source of this 3421-nucleotide messenger RNA. Its product is annotated as NPC intracellular cholesterol transporter 1-like. The record is from RefSeq and is a predicted model, not a curated record. NCBI's taxonomy places the organism in Eukaryota, Metazoa, Arthropoda, Insecta, Hymenoptera, Braconidae. The transcript is spliced from 10 exons. Bases 743 to 3400 code for a protein of 885 amino acids. Gene Ontology annotation, cellular component: membrane.